CUUUUCAGCCCCAGCUGACCAGGAGAACCUUUGUCUGUACAGUUUUCUUCUAGAUACCUUAUUCUCCAAGUACUUCAUACCACCUCCUGCAUCUCCUCUUCUCUCUGACAUCCAGGAGGAUUUCUAUCACCAUCUACUUGGUCUGCAGCCAGCAGCGUCGGCAUGGGGGAAGUUGGAACACCAUCCCUCUUUCUUUCCUGUACUGUCUUCCUCCUCUUCAUCCCUGCUUCAUUAGCAGCCUCCUCUGCAAUGAUCUCCGUCACCAACAGCUCCGACACCAACAGCACCAAGUGUGGAGGAAACACAGACUGUCUGCCAGGAGUCAUCCUUCCUGUUUGGCUUCCCUUGGACCCCCCAUUGGGUGAGAAGCUCGCCAGAGCCGCCAUCUACUUCCUGGGCAUGAUGUACAUGUUCUUGGGGGUGUCCAUCAUCGCAGACCGCUUCAUGGCGUCCAUCGAGGUCAUCACUUCCCAGGAGAGGCAGGUCACCAUCAAGAAAGCCAACGGAGAGAAGAUGGUCACCACGGUUCGCGUCUGGAACGAGACGGUCUCCAACCUCACCCUCAUGGCUCUGGGCUCCUCCGCCCCGGAGAUCCUGCUGUCUGUGGUGGAGGUUUGUGGGCACAACUUUAACGCCGGCCAGCUGGGCCCCAACACCAUCGUGGGCAGCGCCGCCUUCAACAUGUUUGUCAUCAUCGGCCUCUGUGUCUCCGUCAUCCCGGACGGAGAGCACCGCAAGGUCAAGCACCUCCGCGUGUUCUUCGUGACCGCGGCCUGGAGCAUCUUCGCCUACACCUGGCUGUACCUCAUCCUGGCCGUCAUCUCCCCGGGGAUCGUGGAGGUGUGGGAGGGCCUGGUCACCCUUUGCUUUUUCCCCGUCUGCGUGGGUUUCGCCUACGUCGCCGACCGCAGGCUGCUCUUCUACAAAUACAUGCACAAGCGCUACAGAGCGGGCAAGCACAAAGGGAUGAUCAUUGAGACGGAGGGAGAGCCGGAGCACCUGUCCAAGGCGGAUCUGGAGAUGGACGUACAGAUGGCCGUGCCCCGCGUAGAGGAGCUCCGGGGGGAGACGAAUGAGGAGGAGAGAAGUGGCGCCGUUUACCGCUGCCACGGCGCCCGGGUGGCCACGGGGGCGCCGGGGAACGUUUUGAAGAAGCACGACCAAGCCAAGAGAGUCGUCCAUCACAGCAACUCCUCCCCGACGACCUCCAAGAUCUUCUUUGAGCCGGAGAGCUACCAGUGCGUGGAGAGCUGCCGCGCGGUGGCGCUGCGGGUGGUGAGGCGCGGGGGCCAGCCGGACCACGGCGUGUCGGUGGACUACCGCACCGAAGACGGCACGGCCAAGGCCGGGGCCGACUACCGCUUCACCGAAGGGACCGUCUCCUUCCGCCCCGGCGAGACGGAGAAGGAGAUCCCCGUGGACAUCGUCGACGACGACGUGUUUGAGGAGGAGGAGCACUUCCUGGUGCACCUGAGCAACGUGAGGGUGACGGGGGAGAGCUGCGACCCCCAGGGGUCGGGCCUGGGCCUGCCCUGCUCCGCCGCCGUCACCAUCCUGGACGACGACCACGCCGGGGUCUUCACCUUCCAGGACCCUGUGGUCACGGUCAGCGAGAGCGUGGGCCUGCUGGAGGUCAAGGUGGUCCGGACGGGUGGAGCCCGCGGCGUGGUGGCGCUGCCCUACAAGACCCUGGAGGGGACGGCCCGGGGGGGAGGAGAGGACUUCGAGGACACCCACGGCGUCCUGGAGUUUGACGACGACCAGAUUGUAAAAACCAUUCAAAUCAAUAUUGUUGAUGAUGAAGAGUAUGAGAAAAACAAGAACUUAUUCCUGGAGAUUGGGGAGCCACGCCUCCUGGAGAUGAGUGGCAGGAAAGCUGUCCUGCUUCAGGAAGCUGGUGGAUUCAUUAAGACAGAUAAAAGACGUUAUGGGGGGGAGGUCUACAGGAAGGUUCAGGGGCGCGAGGGUCGUGACCUCCAGCACUCGGUUGUCAACAUCACAGAGGGAGCUGGGAAGGAGGAGAGUGUCUCUAAGAGGGAGGAGGCGGAGCGGCGUGUCGCUGAGCUGGGCCGACCCCGCCUGGGGGAGCACGCCCGGCUGGAGGUCGUCAUAGAGGAGUCUUAUGAGUUCAAGAACCUGGUGGACAAGCUGGUGAAGAAGACCAACCUGGCUCUGGUGAUUGGGACCAACAGCUGGAGGGAACAGUUUAGGGACGCCAUUACUGUCAACCCCGUAGAUGACGAUGACAACGAGGAGGAGCAGGACGGGCAGGGGGAGAAACGUCUCCCUUCCUGCUUUGAUUACGUCAUGCACUUCCUGACGGUCUUCUGGAAGCUGCUGUUUGCUCUCGUGCCCCCGACCGACUACUGCAACGGCUGGGCCUGCUUCGUGGUGUCCAUCUCCGGCAUCGGCCUGCUGACGGCCUUCAUCGGUGACCUCGCCUCCCACUUCGGCUGCACGGUCGGACUCAAGGACUCUGUGACCGCCGUGGUGUUUGUAGCCCUAGGGACGUCCGUACCAGACACGUUUGCCAGUAAGUUGGCCGCCAUCCAGGACCAGUAUGCGGACGCGUCCAUCGGCAACGUGACGGGCAGCAACGCCGUCAACGUGUUCCUGGGGAUCGGCGUGGCGUGGUCCAUCGCGGCCGUGUACCACCAGGCCAGGGGGGACUGGUUCCGGGUGGACCCCGGGACCCUGGCCUUCUCCGUGACCCUCUUCACGGUGUUUGCGCUGGUGUGCGUGGCCGUGCUGAUGUUCCGGCGGCGGGCGUCCAUCGGGGGGGAGCUGGGAGGCCCCCGGGGCCCCAAGGUGCUGACCAGCUGUCUGUUCUUCAGCCUCUGGCUGGUGUACAUCGUGCUGUCGUCUCUGGAGGCCUACUGCCACAUCCAGGCCUUCUAACCUGGGACAGGUUCUACCGGUUCUAGAAGCACUGGUACACCUGGACAUCUAGCGGUUUGUGACUUGCAGGCUUAAGGGAUGUUUCAUUGUAACUUGUGCCACUCAUAUAGACACUGCACUGAGCCCAGGGGGGAAAUAAAAAAUAGAAUAACCUUGUGUGUUUCAAAAA
This is a messenger RNA of Gadus morhua (Atlantic cod), 3067 nucleotides long. It is a transcript of the gene slc8a1a, whose product is annotated as solute carrier family 8 member 1a. The coding region runs from base 163 to 2898 and encodes 911 amino acids. NCBI's taxonomy places the organism in Eukaryota, Metazoa, Chordata, Actinopteri, Gadiformes, Gadidae. The record is from RefSeq and is a predicted model, not a curated record. Gene Ontology annotation, molecular function: calcium:sodium antiporter activity. The transcript has 11 exons. Gene Ontology annotation, biological process: calcium ion import across plasma membrane; sodium ion transmembrane transport; cell communication. Gene Ontology annotation, cellular component: axon; sarcolemma; postsynapse.